Messenger RNA from Solea solea (common sole), 2413 nucleotides. RefSeq names its product cytochrome P450 1A1 (gene cyp1a). Gene Ontology annotation, molecular function: oxidoreductase activity, acting on paired donors, with incorporation or reduction of molecular oxygen, reduced flavin or flavoprotein as one donor, and incorporation of one atom of oxygen; heme binding; steroid 17-alpha-monooxygenase activity. Lineage: Eukaryota; Metazoa; Chordata; Actinopteri; Pleuronectiformes; Soleidae. The transcript has 7 exons. Gene Ontology annotation, biological process: progesterone metabolic process; hormone biosynthetic process. The record is from RefSeq and is a predicted model, not a curated record. Bases 164 to 1729 code for a protein of 521 amino acids.
CCAUUCUCUGUUUUAGGAACAUUAAGUGAGUAAACUCGAACACUAAUUCUCCUGAACUAUUCAUACUAUUUUUGGAGGCACUCGAAGGAUCAUCGUGCCAUCGCUCUUCUUUGACCGCGUCACUCAAGAUUGUGUUGAAGCCAGAAAAAAAGGAGACGUCAUUAUGGCACUAAUGAUACUGCCAUUCAUUGGAUCAGUGUCGGUAUAUGAGAGUCUGGUGGCUGUCACAACGAUGUGUCUGAUGUAUCUGCUUCUCAAGUUUUUCAACAAUGAUAUUCCUGAAGGGCUUCGUCGGCUGCCAGGACCAAAGCCCCUGCCCAUUAUUGGGAAUGUGCUGGAGGUGGGCAGCAGACCUUACCUGAGUCUCACUGAAAUGGGCAAGCGCUACGGCCACGUUUUCCAAAUCCAGAUUGGCAUGCGUCCUGUGGUUGUGCUGAGUGGCAGUGAAACUGUUCGACAGGCUCUCAUCAAGCAGGGGGACGAUUUUUCGGGCAGGCCUGACCUGUACAGCUUUCGCUUCAUCAGCAAUGGUAAGAGUCUGGCCUUCAGCACAGACCAGGCCGGUGUCUGGCGUGCCCGCAGAAAGCUGGCCUACAGUGCCCUCCGCUCCUUUGCCACCCUGGAGGGCACGACACCACAAUACUCCUGCGUUCUAGAGGAACACGUGUGCAAAGAAGGAGAGUAUCUGAUCAAUGAGCUCAACACUGUCAUGAAGGCUGAGGGAUCCUUCGACCCAUUCCGCUAUAUAGUUGUCUCUGUAGCUAAUGUGAUCUGUGGAAUGUGCUUUGGCCGACGCUACGGCCACAACGAUCAGGAGCUGGUCAGCUUGGUGAACCUCAGCGAUGAGUUCGGUCAAGUGGUGGGCAGCGGUAACCCUGCUGACUUCAUCCCCAUUCUUCAGUUCCUUCCCAGCGCAUCAAUGAAGAAGUUUGUGAGAAUCAAUGACCACUUCAUUGAGUUUGUGCAAAAGCUUGUCAGCGAGCACUACGUCACCUUUAACAAGGACAACAUCCGUGACAUCACCGACUCCCUCAUUGAUCAUUGUGAGGACAGGAAGCUGGAUGAGAACUCUAACAUCCAGAUGUCAGAUGAGAAGAUUGUAGGAAUUGUCAACGACCUGUUUGGAGCUGGUUUUGAUACCAUCUCCACAGCCUUGUCAUGGUCAGUGAUGUACUUAGUGGCCUACCCAGAGAUACAGGAGAGGCUUUAUCAAGAAAUACAGGACAACGUGGGUCCGGAUCGCUGUCCUCUUCUCUCUGAUAAACCCAAGUUAGUUUUCCUGGAGGCCUUCAUCCUGGAGUUGUUUCGCCACUCUUCCUUCCUGCCCUUCACAAUCCCACACUGCACCACAAAAGACACAUCUCUGAAUGGUUACUUCAUUCCCAAAGACACGUGUGUCUUCAUCAAUCAGUGGCAGAUCAACCAUGAUCCCGAGCUGUGGAAGGAUCCAUCUGUGUUCAUCCCAGAACGCUUCCUGAGCGCUGAUGGCACCGAGCUCAACAAGCUGGAAGGAGAGAAGGUCAUGGUUUUUGGCAUGGGAAAGCGGCGCUGCAUUGGAGAGGUCAUUGCACGAAAUGAAGUCUUCCUCUUCUUGGCAAUUAUUAUCCAGAAGCUGCACUUCCACACAAUUCCAGGAGAGGAGCUGGACCUGACGCCUGAAUAUGGACUGACAAUGAAGCACAAACGUUGUCAUCUGAAGGCUUCAAUGCGACAGAGGGGUGAACUGUAAGGGUUGCAGACAGAGCUCAUGGCAUUGAGGCAAAUGAGUGAAAUGUGCAUAUUACUGAAUGUCAGAGAUUACUAGAUUCAUGUGAAUGUAUCUCUGUCAUGUCUUUGGCUCUCUAAGAGAAACUGCUUCACAUGGCAGGGGCCUCUCAGUGAAAUGUAAGGAAAGAUUUGGUUCCUCUGUUUUGGUGUCCGGCAACUAACACUGUUGCCACUCAGAAGUUGUGAAAUCUCACAGAAACUGAAUUGCCUUGUUCAACUUUGGGACAAACGGUAUGUUUUUCUGGAUAGACGUAGUCAUUUUGACCAUUGUGACCUUUAUUGUGACACAGUACACAUAUUACUUUAUGAUAUCAUUUGUACCUUUAAGCUAAUACUUUGUAUUCCAUCAUAAUGUCAAAGAAAGACACUGAAGAUAUGUUUGUAUCCCAAAAUGUGAUCGUGUGUGUGUAUCAAGUUAGGAAUUGUAUAUAUUUGAGGUAAAAGUGUUUCUUUUUUUUUUGUGCAUCUGUGAGAUUUAUCAGGACACCAAAAUAUUUCCAGUGAUUUUGGAAUACAUUAGUAAGCUAUAGAGUUUUUAUAUUCCUAUUUUUUAUAAUGUAUCAAUUAAUGUAUAUCAUGUGAAGUCAUAUGACUGGAGCAGCCUUUAAUCAGCCACACCAAUAAAGGAAAACAAAUGAUUUAAUGA